GGCAACGCAGCAAUCUCCCGCGUCUGGGCGGGCAUGCGCGAGCGGCCGAGAUAAAAGAAUUGAACUUAUAGACACUGAUCUCAGCACUCGGUACGACCAUGAAAAUCGAUAGACUUCACCGAUUGAAGAUGCGUAUGUAUACGCCAUAGUGACGUCACGGAGAAGUGUAGAACAGGAGUGUUUAUUAUGAGAAGUGGCAUACCGGCGUCGGCGCCAAUCUAGCGUUUCCCGACGAAGUUCAGCUACCUAGAGAUUUGCAUAGUGUGCGUGUCAAAACUUUAGAAGAUACGUUUCCUGGGUGUUGUGUAGUUCUGUGAGAGAUGCCAAACUAGUUUUAUUUUUGUUAAGAAAUGGGCGAUAAUUGGAACUUCCUUAGAAGGGCUUUCGUUGUUGACGAUAUUCCAGAAGACUUUGAUCCUUCUGCAGACCCAGUAGAUGGGGUGCAUUAUUUGCAGCAGGUUCGUUGGGAAGCUUCGCAAUGUGCCCCCGUGGUGACUGCAGUUAUUGAUGAGGAGAAACGGAAGAUCAGAGGUGUUGUCAAUGUAUUGCCUGAGUGUGAGAAGGUCCCUUCACAAUUCUUGCCAGAUAUGGAAUGGCAACAGCUACAAGUUGCGCACUUUUCAGCAGUGAGAAAGAGAGUAUCAAAAUACAGGAACAAAGAUCCACCACAAACCAGCAAUACGCAAGAAAGUGUACCAGAAAUAGGCGACGAGAAAGCUUGGUACGCUAUCUGUGUGGAAUACAAAAUACCUCCUUUACUGAGUGUCGUUUUGCCAUUGCCGCAACUUCUGAUAGAGUGGCUGUUGCAGUGCAACGCGGAAUGGUUAUCGAAUUCGGAACAACUGUGCAAGAAUCAAGGAAGGUGGGUGUAUGCUUUAAUGGCAUGCAUAGAGUUGCCACUCACUCGAGAAAGUUGCAGCAGCCUUCGCGCGAUAGCGCGAGAAUGUGCAAGAAUUCGUGCUUAUGAAAAUUAUUAGGUAUCAGGAUAAUUUAACUGAGCACAAAUACUGGUUUGGGCUGCUGAACUUCUCAUAUACCUUCUGCUUCUGUAGUGAAGAAUACCAAAAAUUCUCCUGGAGUGUGGAACU
This is a messenger RNA of Schistocerca piceifrons (Central American locust), 1088 nucleotides long. RefSeq names its product gem-associated protein 2-like. Gene Ontology annotation, biological process: spliceosomal snRNP assembly; spliceosomal complex assembly. The coding region runs from base 351 to 977 and encodes 208 amino acids. Lineage: Eukaryota; Metazoa; Arthropoda; Insecta; Orthoptera; Acrididae. The record is from RefSeq and is a predicted model, not a curated record. Gene Ontology annotation, cellular component: spliceosomal complex; nucleus; SMN complex. The transcript has 2 exons.